Molecule: messenger RNA, 1545 nt
Organism: Stylonychia lemnae
Lineage: Eukaryota; Ciliophora; Spirotrichea; Sporadotrichida; Oxytrichidae
Source: the annotation of a GenBank genome assembly
AUGAAGAGCGAUAAAGACAAUGAAUCUACUCUCGGUGUACCAGUUUAUAAUGAUUAAAAAGCAGAGGAAAAAUCUCUAUUAUCAGACGCUGGCUCUCCUAGAACCAGAGCAAAACCCUCUUAUAAACAAGGUCCAGUAAGAUGGCUUGCCUUAUUCUUCGCUUGCUGCUUCUUGCUUGGAAGUUAUUUCUGCUACGACAAUCCAGGACCUAUUGAAAAAACUAUGGAAAAGUACUUGGAUAUCUCUCAAAGUUAAUAUGUCUUGCUAUACUCGGUAUAUUCUUACCCUAAUAUAGUUUUACCCAUAUUUGGAGGUAUUUUCCUUGAUAUGAUCGGUUUAAGGAUUGGUAUAUUGUUGUUCACAAUCGUCUUAACAAUCGGACAAGCAGUUUUUGCUAUUGGAGGACAAUAUGAAUCACUAGGAAUAAUGAUUGCAGGCAGAGUAAUUUUUGGACUUGGAGGAGAGUCAAUGUCAGUUGCUUAAUCAGCAAUUGUUUCUAAGUGGUUUAAAGGAAAGGAGCUUUCAAUGGCUAUGGGAUUAAACAUUAGUGUAUCACGUUUAGGUAGUGUUAUUAAUGGUUUUGUUGUUCCUCAAAUCUAUAAUGAUGGUAAUCACGAUAAAUUGGGACAAGCAUUGUUUGUGGGAUUAGGAGUUUGUAUUUUCUCGCUUGUUUUCUUAAUGGACAAGAGAGCUGAAGUAGCAGAUGGAAAUAGUGGCUCUGCCCCUGUUUUGACAGAUGAAGACAAAUUUAAGUUCAGUGAUAUCAGAACAUUCAACAAAUCUUUCUGGCUUUUAUGCUUCUCCUGUGUAGUAGUCUACAUGGCUAUUUUCCCAUUCAUCUAAGUUGCUUCAGGCAUGCUUCAAGACAGAUUCCACUUCUCAGAAACAACUGCUGGCUAACUCUUCGGUAUUCCAUAUACUAUUUCAGCAUGUACCAGUCCUUUCCUUGGGUUCUUUAUUGAUAAAGUCGGAAAGAGAGUAUUGCUUGUUAUUAUUUCAUCAAUCAUUCUACUACUAGCUCAUUUAAGCAAUAUGUUCUUUGAAGAUUGUGAAUAAUGCUAUACUGAGUUGUGCCCUCUUAUUCUAGUAGGUAUUGGUUACUCAAUUUAUGGAGCAGCUCUUUGGGGAUCUAUUCCCUAUGUUGUUGAGGCAAGGACAGUGGGAACUGCCUUUGGAUUCGUCACAGCUAUUCAAAAUGGAGGUAUGGCACUAGCACCAACUAUUGGAGGAGCUAUUCAUGAUGUUUCAUUAGGAUCAAAGCAUGGCUACUUCUACUAAUCAAUGUUUUGGAUGCUAUUGUGCGUUCUCGGAUUCUUGCUAAAUGUAAUGCUUUACAUUGAAGAUAUAAGAAAUAACGGAAGAAUUCUUGAUAAAGUGCAUAAGAACAGUGAAGAAGAAACAAUAGAUCUUAUUACAAGUCCAACUCCUCAACAAAGAAGGGAAAUAGAAACAAAAGAAGACAUCAAUGAAAAUGAAAAAGAGUAUCUUCUUAACCCAAACACUAGAAAUGCCCUUAAAAGAUCAAUGGCAAAGCUCAAAAAAUGA